AUGUCAGCAAUCGUCCAAAUGCUCACUACUAGCUCAAUCGCUCUCGCCGUACCUCAUCCACCUGGAUUUUUCUUCCGAAGGAGGGAUGAACAGCAAGUAGGGAGAGCAGGUCCAUCCACAGAUGCGUUUGGUCCCUUCUCGGUCGACGAUGCUUCUAUUACUAGUUUAGCUCCUCGCUGA
Messenger RNA from Arabis nemorensis, 180 nucleotides. Lineage: Eukaryota; Viridiplantae; Streptophyta; Magnoliopsida; Brassicales; Brassicaceae. The record is from the annotation of a GenBank genome assembly.